Neopsephotus bourkii (Bourke's parrot) is the source of this 5016-nucleotide messenger RNA. It is a transcript of the gene WWC2, whose product is annotated as WW and C2 domain containing 2. The transcript has 23 exons. Bases 343 to 3909 code for a protein of 1188 amino acids. The record is from RefSeq and is a predicted model, not a curated record. Gene Ontology annotation, biological process: cell migration; regulation of DNA-templated transcription; regulation of hippo signaling. Gene Ontology annotation, cellular component: cytoplasm. Gene Ontology annotation, molecular function: molecular adaptor activity; kinase binding. NCBI's taxonomy places the organism in Eukaryota, Metazoa, Chordata, Aves, Psittaciformes, Psittacidae.
GGCGGGAGGAAUGUGCAUGCAGAUGAGAUGGAUGCUAAUCUCAUGCUAAUGAGCGGCGGCCGCAGCCGCCUGGGGCUCAGCCGGGCUCCCAGCGCCCAGACGGCAGCUGUGCUCCGCCGGCAACCCUGACCCGGGCUGCCGCGGCGCGGGCAGGGCGGCAGCCCCGGCAUGGUGGACUGAGACCCGGCCGCUGAGGAGGACUUUUCUGGGCUUCCGUGAGCGGCCCGCUACGUGCCCCGCAGACUCCCGGCCCUUUCCCCGUCCACCCGGCUCGGUGGGGGCUUUUCCCGCUUCCCGUCUUUCUUUCUGUCCCUAUGGAGCAGCUACCCCCGCCGCCCGAUCAUGCCUAGGAAAGCUGGGAAUGGGCAGCUCCCCUUACCCGAUGGCUGGGAGGAGGCGAGGGAUUACGACGGCAAAGUCUUCUAUAUCGACCACAACACCAAACAGACCAGCUGGAUCGACCCCCGGGACAGGUUGACAAAGCCCUUGUCAUUUGCAGAUUGCGUUGGGGAUGAACUGCCAUGGGGUUGGGAAGCUGCAUAUGAUCCUCAGAUUGGUGUAUACUAUAUUGAUCACAUAAACCAAACAACACAAAUAGAAGAUCCCAGGAAACAAUGGAGGCAAGAACAAGAGAGAAUGUUAAAAGAUUAUCUUAUGGUAGCCCAGGAUGCUCUCAGCACUCAGAAAGAACUGUACCAGGUGAAAGAACAGAGACUAGCACUUGCACUGGAUGAGUAUGUACGGUUGAAUGGUGCCUACAAAGAAAAAUCAAGCUCUCGUACAAGCUUGUUCUCAAGCUCCUCAUCAAGCACAAAGUAUGACCCUGACAUUCUGAAGGCUGAAAUCUCCACUACAAGAUUAAGGGUUAAGAAGCUGAAGAGGGAACUCUCUCAGAUGAAGCAGGAGCUGCUGUACAAGGAACAGGGUUUUGAAACACUGCAACAAAUUGACCAAAAAAUGUCUGGAGGCCAGAGUGGGUAUGAACUGUGUGAGGCCAAAGCCAUCCUGAGUGAACUGAAGUCCAUCAGAAAGGCUAUAAGCUCAGGGGAGAGAGAAAAACAAGAUUUAAUGAAGAGUCUUGCAAAGCUGAGAGAGAAAUUCAAUCUUGACCAGACCAUCAGGACAUCAGAACCAGAUUUGAGUUCCAGCUCUGUAAACUCCCAGCUGUGUUUUCCCAGACAAACUCUGGAUACAGGGUCUCAGACUGACAUUUCUGGUGAGGUUGGAGCAAGAAAUAAAUCAAAUUUAGCAGAGAAGGUCAGACUAAGUCUUCAAUAUGAAGAGGCAAAAAGAAGCAUGGCUAACUUGAAGAUUGAACUCUCUAAGCUAGAUAGUGAAGCUUGGCCUGGGGCACUGGAUGUGGAAAAGGAAAAACUGAUGUUAAUCAAUGAAAAAGAAGAGCUUUUAAAGGAACUCCAGUUUAUUACACCAUGCAAACGUACUCAAGAUGAGCUAGAGCAGCUAGAAGCAGAAAGGAAAAGGCUUGAAGAAGAGCUGCUCUCUGUAAAAAGCACUCCCAGUCAAGCACUUGCUGAGAGAUUGAAACUGGAGGAGAGAAGAAAAGAGCUGGUACAGAAACUUGAAGAAACUACAAAGUUAACUACCUAUUUGCAUUCACAACUUAGGAGCCUCUCAGCUAGUACGUUGUCUGUGUCUUCAGGGAGCAGUUUGGGAUCUCUGGCGUCCAGCCGGGGAUCUCUGAACACGUCAAGCAGAGGGUCGCUAAACUCACUCAGCUCCACAGAUCUCUACUAUAACCAAGGCGAUCAAAUAACAGAUUUGGACUAUCAGUAUAAACUUGACUUUAUAUUGCAAGAAAAAAGUGGUUACAUUCCUUUGGGGCCUAUCACUACUAUUCAUGAAAACGAAGUGGUCAGUUCCCAUGGGAGACUGGGCUACAGUGACUCUCCUUCUACUGCAGACCAUCCCAAACUGAGUGAACCUCCCAAAUCUGUGACAUCGCUUUCUUCAAGAUCCUCACUCUCCUCCUUGUCCCCUCCAGGCUCCCCAUUGGUUUUAGAAGCUGCGUUUUCCAUGUCAGCUCAAAAUUCCCCUCUGCAUCACCUCACCGUGGACUUUGAGGACUGUGACCUUUCGGGUGAUUUUGCAGGCAUUAAUCUCUGUGAGAACCAAAUAUUACUGGACUCUGAAGCCAGAUUGGGAUCUCAGAUUCGUACAGAUGAUAAAGACCUUAAUGAAGGCGUUAGACAGCCUCUGCCUUCUCUACAUGAAGGAAGUUCAGGUGUAGACUUACCAAGAAGAACAGCUAGCAACCUGCUCGAGGAGAAAACAGCUUGUGUAUCUGCUGCUGUGUCCGAUGAGUCUGUAGCUGGAGAUAGCGGUGUAUAUGAGGCUUCUGUAAAACAACCAAAUGAAACUGAUGAUAUUGUAUAUAGUGAAGAUGAUGCAACACCUCUAGAGGCUGCCCAGGUACAAAUAGGACUCAGAUAUGACCACAGCAAUUCAAGUUUUGUGAUAAUCAUCGUACGGCUCAGAAAUCUUCUGGCAUUUUCUGUCCCCCUUGGCUCUAAAGUGUAUAUUAGGGUAGCAGUACUUCCAUCUUCAACUGAUAUCAGCUGCCUGUUCCGCACGAAAGUUCAUCCUGCCAUGGAAACCAUUUUACUCAACGAGAUAUUCAGAGUAGCCAUUUCCCAAGUCACACUGCUACAGAAGACACUGAGAGUAGAUGUUUGUGCGGUCAGUCGAAGUCGUCGGGAAGAAUGCUUGGCUGAGACUCAGAUCAGUCUGGCAGAUUUAUCAUUUUCUGAUGGCACUUGUACUCUGUGGUACAACCUAUUGCCGUGCAAGCAAAUUCCUGGUAAAAAACCCAGGGAACAAAAUGAAGAAUCCAUGUCUCUGUUAAGCAAGCAGUCCUUGGACUCAUUGGACUUGGAUGCUGUGUCAGCUCUGCUGGAGAGGACAUCUGCUGAGCUGGAAGCAGUAGAACAAGAGCUGGCUGAAGAUGAUGAGGAGGAGGAAGAAAAGGAGCAAAGGGGCUCUGAAGAAUACUGGUUAGAAAUGCUUGCAGAAGCCUCUCGUGAAAUCGUGGAUGAGGAGGAAGAUGGCAUUAAGCUGGCAGUAGAAGGCAACUAUACUGAUGGCAUGGGGUUACUCACUAAUGCACCAGAAACGAAUGAAGACAAGGACAGAGAGAACAGUGAUGAGGCCCAUGAAAGCCAGCAAGCUGCUGCAACACUAACACUGGUUGAUAAAGAGACUAACACUGAGGAAUCUGUUAACGAGAACACAACAGUCCGACCCAAGGACAGAGCCAGCUGGAGCACAAGACAGCAUCCCUUUGUCAGGAACAGCAUGAUAGUGCGCUCACAAACCUUCUCUCCAGGCGAGCGGAACCAAUACAUCUGUAGGCUGAAUCGAAGUGACAGUGACAGCUCAACACUAGCCAAAAAAUCUCUCUUUGUGAGAAAUGCCACAGAACGGCGGAGCCUAAGAGUUAAACGGCUGAUUCAGCCUGUUUGCCAACCAAUCAUGCGAAGAGCUACACAAGAGUGCCCUGUACGCACUUCCCUUGACUUGGAGCUGGACCUCCAGGCAUCACGCACGAGGCAGAAUCGACUGAAUGAUGAGCUUCAGGCCUUGCGGGAUCUUAAACAAAAGCUUGAGGAAAUGAAAGGCAGAGGAGAGACAGAUCUUCCCCUGUGUGUGCUAGAGGAUGAACGAUUCCAGAAACUCUUGAAACAGGCUGAAAAACAGGCUGAACAGUCAAAAGAAGAACAGAAACAAGGUUUAAGUGCCGAGAAAUUGAUGAGGAAAGCCUCUAAGGAUGUAUGCCGGUUACGGGAGCAGAGCCAGAAAGUGCCACUGCAGGUGCAGUCAUUCAGGGAGAAGAUAGCAUACUUCACAAGAGCAAAGAUCAGUAUACCAGCCCUUCCAGCUGAUGAUGUAUAAUUAUGCAUUUUCAUUGAAGUGUUUUUCCACUUGCUCAUCUCUUUUCAGAUGAACUUAGUAGUUCCAGUGACCUGCUUUGAAAGAUCUUCCAUUUUACAUUCACUAUUGAUACAUUUAUUUGUAAGAUGCAGUGAAUUGAAUUGUUGUAUGCUUAAAAAAUGGCAACCCCUUCCCCCCUCCCCCCCCCCCCGAACAACUGGAAAAACCAAAGUAGAUUAAUUUUGGUAUACUGAUGCUGAUUUUGUACAGUUUGUAUGUAUUGCAUGUGUUUUUAUUUUGUAAAGAUGGAACAGAGGAACAAAGGCAGUACUAAGCAUGUAUCCUGUUGAACUGCACUGUGUUGAGAAAUAUUACGUUCAACAGAAGAUUGUUUAUCUUUUCACUAUUUUCAUGUGAGCAGACUGUGAAGAUGGCUGAUUUGCCAUGCAAUAUUUUUGUACAAGAGUGUGACUUUUAUAGUAUAAAGUUAACCACAAGCGUAAACUCCUUUCAAGAACAUCAAGGCUGCCUCACAACAGCUGCUAAUUAAAUUCAUCACUUGCAUUGGAAUCUUGUUUCUGAAAACAGUUUUUUGUGUUUUAAUGUUUUGUAGGAAGAGAUAAAGUUCAGUUUAGUUUUGUGAAUGUACAGUACGUUAACCUGCACUAAAAGGUUUCUUGCAUCUGCGGGAGAGUGAGAAAGGCAAGGCAGACAAGUAACCCUAAAAACUUAUUAUGAGACUACCAAAAGGGGCAGCUGCUUUCUGUACUGGAAGCUAACUCAAAUUCACUAUACCAACACUGGAAUUAGAAUAGUCAUGUUCGCUGCACACUUAAAAACGAGAGUUCCUCUAUCUUAAUCUUUCGUCCUAGAGGCUUUCUUAUUGCCAACUAGGAAUACCUAAAAGUGUUUCUUAGGUUUACAAAUAUGAAGAUUUUUCAUUAAAGUAUUUGUACCAGCAGAAAAACCUGUCACGUACUAACUCAGACAUCAGAACUCUUGUUGGUAAGGUAAACCCUUCCUGAAAAGGAAGAGCUCCUCACUAGAAGUCUUCACAUGUUUCGGUACAAUAAAUAGCAUUUUAUAGCUACACACUGACCCUGUAUGCAGUUGAGGUCGCACGGGGUU